Molecule: messenger RNA, 2723 nt
Organism: Oenanthe melanoleuca
Lineage: Eukaryota; Metazoa; Chordata; Aves; Passeriformes; Muscicapidae
Exons: 26
Coding region: 129-2363 (744 amino acids)
Source: RefSeq, a predicted model, not a curated record
CUGCAGGGAGGAUUUCUUUACCUCCUGGCCUGGAUGUGGCACACAAGCCCAGCUCCCAUAAUAAGGGUACUCCAAUAGAAAAUAUCCGAGACACAGCAGACAAGAAAUCCCUGAAACAAUCUAAAGCCAUGUGGGAAAUGCUGAAGGAAAUGCUGCGGGGAAAACAAGAAAUGAAAGGACAGGCUGUGCAGGAGGAGCAGUUUCCCAGAGGAAGCAAAGGAGCAGUGCCGGAAUCCAUUAAUGGAAGGGAGGUGAUGCCAGGCACAGUCACAGGAGAUGACUCUCCUAGGAAGAAUUCUCCAUUAGCUUGGCUGCAUAGAGAUUUGAAGCCCUUGGAGCCUCCUGCAGGUGUGUCUGCAGGGAGGAUUUCUCAAUCUUCUGGCCUGGAUGCUGCACACAAGGCCAGCCCCCAUUUCAGGGUUGCUUUGAAAGGAAAUAUCAGAGACACAGGUGACAAAAACUCAAUGGAAACAUCUGAAGUCAUUCAGCAAAUGCUGAAGGAAAUGCAGCAGGGAGGACAAGGAAUGAAAGGAGAGGCUGUACAGAAACAAGAAGCAUUUCCUAUAGGAAGCAGUGGCUCUGUGCCAGUCUCUGCUGCAGGAAGGGAGGCCAUGCCAGGCACAGUCACAGGAGAUGACGCUCGUAGGAAGAUUUCUCCAUUACCUUGGCUGAAUAAAGAUUUGAAGCCCUUCGAUUCUUCUGCAGGUGUGUCUGCAAGGAACAAUUUUCCAGCUCGUUUGCUGAUUGCUACACGGAAGCCCAGCUCCCAUCACAGGGGUUCGCCGAGAGGGAAGAAUAAAGACGUGGGAGAGAAGGAAUCACUUGAAUCAAAUGACAUCCUGGAAGACACUGUGAAGGAACUGCAGAAAGGGCGUGGAAUGAAAGGAGAGGCUGUACAGAAACAAGAAGCAUUUCCUAUAGGAAGCAGUGGCUCUGUGCCAGUCUCUGCUGCAGGAAGGGAGGCCAUGCCAGGCACAGUCACAGGAGACAUGGCUCCUGGAAAGGUUUCGACAUUACCUUGGCUGAAUAAAGAUUUAAAGCCCUUCGAUUCUUCUGCAGGUGUAUCUGCAGGGAACACUUUUCCAGCUUCUUUGCUGAUUGCUACACGGAAGCCCAGCUCCCAUCACAUGGGUACGCAAAGAGGGAAGAAUAAAGACAUGGCAGAGAAGGAAUCACUUGAGGCAAAGGACUUCCUGGAACAAAGUAUGGUGAAACUGCAGAAAGGACGUGAGAUGGACAUGGAGGUUCUGUGGAAGGCAGUAUUUCCCCAUGGGAGCAGUCGCUCAUUGGCAGCCCCUGCUUCAAGAGGAAAGGCGAUGCCAGGCACGGGCACAGGCACAGGCACAGGAGAUGGGAUUGCUGGGAAGGUUUCUCCUUUAGCCUGGUGGUAUGAAGUUUUGAAGCCCUUGGAGCCUCCAGCAGGUGUGCCUGCAGGGAGAAUUUCUCCAACUCCUGUCCUGGAUGCUGCACACAAACCCAGUUCCCAUCCUAGGGGUCCUCCCACAGAAAAGACCAAACACACGACAGACAAGAAAUUCCUGAAGCCAUUUGAAGUCAUGAGGCAAAUGCUGAAGGGAAUGCUGCAGGAAAGACAAGAAGUGGAUGGAGAGGAUGUGCUGAAGGCUGCAUUUCCUGGAGGAAGCAGUGUCUCCAUUGCAGGAAAGGAGCCAAUGCCAGGCACAGUCACAGGAGAUUGGGAUCGCGACUUGGAUUAUCUGGAAGCCCUGGUGGAAUACGGCAUGAAAUUCUUGAAGGAUGCUGAAGAUGAACCUAUUGGGGAAGGUGAUCUGGGUUCCCAACCCACAUCCAGGGAAGAGCCCCUGGGAGCUGGUGAGGGUGUGUCUGCAGGGAGGAUUUCUUCACCUCCUGGUCUGAAUGUGGCACACAAGACCAGCUCCGAUAAUAACAGAAAGACCCAAGAAAAUGGAGCCAAAAUAUCUGUUGACUCCGAUGAAUUCCUGAGACAAACACAGAAGAAAGUGCAGGGUGGACAAGUGGUGAAGCAAAAGUCUGUGCAGAAGGAAGCACAUCCCAAUGGAAGCAGUGGCUCGGUGCCAGCCUCUCCUGCAGGAGGGACAGCAAUGCCAGGCACGGGCACAGGCACAGGCACAGGCACAGGAGAUGCAGCCGGCACCUCAACAUGUGUUACUGAUUCCCAGGAGGGCAAUGGAAAGGGUUUCCUUCAAGACAAACUCACCUGGCUAGAGUUAAUAUCAGGCCUGCUUGUUUUGGAGUUUUUCUGCAUUGUUGCCUGCAUCGCAAUCUGGAAUUGCUGGAAGAGAAAACGUCACACCUCUGGACAGCAGAUGAAAGAUGGUGGCAACACCUCACACUCACAGCUUGAGCAGCUUGUCCAGCAGUAAUAAGGGCCUGGGCAAUCCUUCCAAGAGCUCUGAGGACUUCAAAACGACCAUCUGUGAGGACCCCUCCUAUUACCCUGUAGAUCCCAUUGCCAUCUCUUCUCCCCAUGGAUGUCCCUACGUGGUAUUCACUCAAUUUUUUAACUCCAUCUGCCCCAUCCCAGCCCAUUCCCAUGUUGUUCUAAAGACCCCAGCACCAGCCCAGCACCCUCCAGCCCCAGCUGAGAACAACACAGCCCUUCCUCUGCCCCUCAGCCCCCUGGCCCUGCCCUCUAAACAACACUGAACAUGAUCCCUCCCCCCCACUCCCACCUGGGUAGCCAAUGGCCCAUUGUUCUGUUCCAAUAAAGAGAGAGAGCUGUC